Molecule: messenger RNA, 615 nt
Organism: Lentinula edodes (shiitake mushroom)
Lineage: Eukaryota; Fungi; Basidiomycota; Agaricomycetes; Agaricales; Omphalotaceae
Exons: 1
Coding region: 1-615 (204 amino acids)
Source: RefSeq, a predicted model, not a curated record
AUGUCCCAACCCUCUACGCCCACGUCGCCUUCAGCUCCUCAGGCGGAGAUAAUCCAACUUUGCUCUCGCCAUUUCACUUCUAUUCCACUCUCUCUAAGCCGUUUCCAACGGCGAUGGUUUUUAACUUUUCCUCGUGCAUACGGACUACCGGAUCCAGACAGUCAACGCAUCGUCUGCGCUCUGAAUUCUCCAGACUACUCGGCGCCAGACCAACAUGCUCGUAGUCACUUUUGGCUAAACCCCUCAUGCCGGUCCCAACGCUACAAUCCUUCCGAUAGCACGACCAAAUAUUCCGCAGUAUCUCCCAUUCAUUUACUACUCGACUCGGACUACCCAGUAGCGAGGCUGACCGGCCGCAUACGGGCUGAGCCAUCGAAUGACCCUCACGACGGAGGGAAACGGAUUGCGUGUUAUGAAGUGGAGGUCGUUACGCCUGACAGUGGACUUUUGAGACAGUGCUACUAUUGCUUGUCAUGGGAGGCUACCGGAAAGACCGAUACGCGUUUCAGUCCCAGUGGAAAUGAUAUCUAUUGGUGCUGUUCGGUAUGUCUUUGUGUUAUAACGUCAAUUCUCUCUAACUCGGGUUAUUCAGUGCGAGGCGGCUGGUUGGGUUAG